Molecule: messenger RNA, 2425 nt
Organism: Polypterus senegalus (gray bichir)
Lineage: Eukaryota; Metazoa; Chordata; Cladistia; Polypteriformes; Polypteridae
Product: aftiphilin-like
Exons: 5
Coding region: 260-2425 (721 amino acids)
Biological process (GO): intracellular transport
Cellular component (GO): AP-1 adaptor complex; trans-Golgi network membrane
Molecular function (GO): clathrin binding
Source: RefSeq, a predicted model, not a curated record
UGCAUUCUGGGAAGAGAGGCCGUUUGAGCGUGAAAGGGGUGAGCGAGCAAGCAAGCAAGCGAAAGGGAGGGAGGUGUGAAAGGAAAGGGAAGACGGAAUACGAGCAGACUGGUAGCUUCCUGCAAAAAAGAAACACAGUACAACGCCAGCAGACGCCAGUCAGCGUGUCGGUACUUGACAAAAGAGUUGCUUCUAGUGAGCCAUGGGAAUUCAUCGGUGGAGUUGGAAGAUCUGAUUUCUAAAAAACAACGCCUGGACAAUGGAGCCAGAUGUAAUUCGAAUGUAUUCCUCCUCUCCUCCACCUUUAGAUGAUGGGGGUGAAGACGAAGAUGAUGAAUUUGGAGAAUUUGGAGGCUUUUCAGGAGUGUCAGCUAGUGUCUCCUUUACCAGUUUUGAUGGGCCUAACUUUACCUCUUCAACUGAUGACUUUGUUUCUUCAAAUCACUUCAUGUCGGACAAGAUGUACUCAAAUAAUUCUGCAGUCCUUACAGAUUUGAACUCUGUUAAUCCAAGCAAGGACAGGAAUUGCUUUACAGAGUUUUCUAAACCACCUGAUGGCACAAUUGUCGGUCUAGAUAACCACAGUAGAAAUGAAAUGUCUUUAUGUCAUGCUGCCGAAAGCCCUGUUAAAGAUGGAGUUAAAACCCUAGCUGAGCCAAUGGAACUAGCUCCUGGUUCAAAUGACUUCUCUGCAGAGUCCAUUAAUAGGACUGUGAUCAAAACUGACCAGCAGGAAUCCACAGACUGCAAUGGCAGCAUCAUUUCUGAUGAUGAAAUUUUAACAAAUGGAUAUUCUUCUGAUAUUGUUAAUUUUCAGCAAGAAAUAGAAGUAAAUAUCCCCAAGGAACGGAAAGAGAUCUACCCUGAAAUAAGUUUAAGUUCCCCUUCAAGUCUUGCACAAACAUUUGCAGAUUUUACUGCAUUCCCCAAUACUUACACUUCCAUUAAUUGUGUCUGUACAGUUAGUGUAAUGAAUGAUUGCUCAAGUGAAGAAAACAUCCUAAAAAAAAAGGUUGGUUUUAGCAUGGAAAGUGAUGACAAUUUGAAUGUUGACGUGCAAGAGCCUUCUAAACUAAGCUCAGAAAAUGUAGUGGUCCAAAAUAUUGAUAGUGAUAGAGCAGCAUCUCCGUUUUCUCAUUUUCCUGCUAAGGAUAAUGUUUUAAGUAACAAUAUCAGUGAUUCAGACUGUGAGACUAAGUCUCAGACGACUGCUUCCAUGGAAAAAGUAGAAACUUUACAUUCAGAGAAGUUUGUCAACAGAAUUUGCAGUAUACCGCAAAAAGAGGAAGAAGAAAUGGAAAGGGCAGGAUCUGAUGUUUUCAGAAGUACAGUUCCUUUUGUACAAGAAAGUACUGCAGAUACUGAAGAUAGCAGCCUAGUGUACCAGAGUUGUAGUGAAAAUGGCCAGCAGGUAGAGUCUGUAGCCCCAAGCACCUCUGUGUCUGUAAGUGAGGAAUUUGCAUCUUUUUGCCAGGCUGAGUCUCCUGAUGACAUUGAAGAUUUUGGAGAGUUUGGCAGCACAACUAAUGAUAAGUUAUCACUGCCUAACCCUGAAGGCUUACUACCAUCCAAUAUCACAGAACUACCAGCAGAGGUUUCUUCACAAUUUGAAACCUUAGAUAUUAAAGAUUUUGGUGCUGCAAACGUUUGUGACUUUGCAGACUUCAGUCAGUCUAAAAUGAGUAGUUGUAUAUCAGACAGAAUUACUGAAGCAAUUAGUGAUUCUGUUGAAUCCAUUAGUGAAGGUUCAGCUGUUACAGAGGAUGUUUCUGGUCAUUUGGAUAAAGCACAGAAACUAGAAGAAGGAAGUUUUGCAGAAUUUUGCGAAACUGAAGACUUUGCAGACUUCAGCUCUUCAACUGGAAAUCAAGAUAUGGAGUGGAAUGCUUUUGCAGACCAGCCUAGCUUAAAAGAAAGUACUUCUUGGGCAGCUUUUGGGAAUGCUCAGUCAGUUGAUUUCACUGAGGAUAACACAUGGCAAUCCAGUAGCACAACUGAGGGAGGCAAUGUUAGCAGUGCACAAAGUGGCAGGAUGGAUGGAACUGGCUUUGUUUCUUUUCAGGGUCCUACAGAAAGUGACUGUAAUAUAUCAGACCAACCUUCAGUAUAUCAGGCAGCUUUGGUUUGCCGCUUACAGAAAGUUUUCCAAGCGUGUUUUCCACCAUGCCCCAUUUCCUGUUCUGAAGAAAACAUCACUUCAUUAAAGCUGUUUCUUGAGCCAGUAGAGCAUCAAGAAGAGACGGGAAGUGCCUUGGGACAUCUUAGGGAGCUGCGGAAUGUCUGGAGUGAGCUACAAGAUAUCCAUGAUGCAUAUGGCCUAAAGUAUCAGUGGUGUGGCUCUCACAGCAACAAAAAGCUGCUGUCUUCUCUGGGAAUUGACACCAGGAACAUAGAACACAAGCCUCUUUUACUGCCUCUGGCCUAA